CGCUCAGGAAUCGAAUCGCAUUUCGCAAAUCAAAGUGAACGCGGUAACCGAUCAGCGAUGAUCCGCAGGCGACCGACGCGGCUGGAGUUGAAGCUGGAGGAUCUGGAGGAGUUCGAGGCCGUGAAGAAGGAAAUCGAGGCUCGCAGGGAGCGCCUUGACACGUCGGCGGGAGGCGCCGAAACUCCGACGACGUCGCGAGACGCGAGGCAGAAGUCGUUCAACGAGCGGAUCGGUUACAACCCCCUGCCCAAGGCGGCGGCGCCGCUCGACAGCACGCUGUGACGACAGCACGCUGUGACGACAGCGGAUGUGACGACAGCACGCUGUGACGACAGUGGCUGUGACGACAGCACGCUGUGACGACAGCACGCUGUGACGACAGCACGCUGUGACGACAGCGGAUGUGACGACAGCACGCUGUGACGACAGCACGCUGUGACGACAGUGGAUGUGACGACAGCACGCUGUGACGACAGCACGCUGUGACGACAGCGGAUGUGACGACAGCACGCUGUGACGACAGUGGCUGUGACGACAGCACGCUGUGACGACAGCACGCUGUGACGACAGCACGCUGUGACGACAGUGGAUGUGACGACAGCACGCUGUAACGACAGCGAAUGUGACGACAGCACGCUGUGACGACAGCACGCUGUGACGACAGCGGAUGUGACGACAGCACGCUGUGACGACAGCACGCCGUGACGACAGUGGCUGUGACGGCGGCGGCGCACGCGGUCACGACCGUCGACGCAGUUGGGAGAUUCUCACACCUGUCACAACACCCCCCCCCCCCACUUAUUAGUGUCCCACCUUGUUACUGACCAGUUCAGACUUUACUGGUCACCCCCCCUUGCCCCUUUUAAAUCUCAACGUUCAUCCUACAAAGUCCCAUCACGAGGGAGAAACACAAAUCGACAAUCACCACUACACUCACUACUACACUCACCACUACACUCACAACCCCUUAUCAGUGUCCCACCUUGUUACAGACCAGUUCAGAUUUUACUGGUCACCCCCCUUGCCACUUUUAAAUCUCAACGUUCAUCCUACAAAGUCCCAUCACGAGGGAGAAACACAAACAAAUAGACAAGCAAAAGUUGUUGGCCGUAUUGAAACGGCUGUACGCCGUUUGGACCUGAAAACCCCAGUUUUCCCUGCACAAGAAUACGGGGUAAACCGUGUGGGUUGAUGCGGUAUGACAUCUUUCGCGUCGUCUUCCACAAGUCGCGCGCUGCUGUGACGACUUCCCCGUCUCUCGCCAUCAAGGAGUCGUUGUCUUCACAACCUUCUACGAGGCGCAGAAAACUGGAGCAACAAUGGCUACAUUUCGAUUUAAAGCUUUCGUGACUGCAGGGAUUCAUCUUCUUGGUUCUUUCGGUAAAGUCACGUAGAAUGGAAGUAAUAAUUUAUAUUAUAUUAUUUUAUUAUUUCCCUUCUACGUGACUUUACUGAAAGAACCAAGAAUACGCAAAAAUCAGUUCGAAAGAAAUUCGUUUUGAAAGAAAUGACGAGCUUGCGAGAACUUAAAUUUCGAUUUAAAGCUUUCGUGACUGCAGAUUCAUAUUCUUGGUUCUUUCGGUAAAGUCACGUAGAAGGGAAAUAAUAAAAUAAUAAAAAUAAAACAAUAAAAUGAUUCUCACGACGUUUCGGCCACAACGCAAGCUGUCUCCUCGACAGACCUGUUCUCCACCUGAGGACGGCUGCUUGCGUUGUGGCCGAAACGUCGUGAGAAUUAUUUUAUUAUGUUUUAUUUUUAUUAUUUUAUUAUUUCCAUUCUACGUGACUUUACCGAAAGAACCAAGAAGACAACAAUGGCUAUUUUGCAAAUACGCAAUCGCGUUUCGUAUGCAAAGAGCUGAAAACACAAAUGGCAUCGUGGUGGCUAGGAGAUGUUUAACUCCCUCGCCUGGUGUAUACGGGAGGUCGUGGGUUCAAUCCCGACCCUGACGCCUGCUGUAUAUUUGGACUCUGCGUGUCUUGUUUAUCGUCAUCACGGUGGCUAGGAGAUGUUGACUACGUCGCCUGGUAUGCAGGAGGUCGUGGGUUCAAUCCCGACCCUGACGCCUGCUGUAUAUUUGGAAUUUGCGUCUCUCAUCGUCAUCACGGUGGCUAGGAGAUGUUGACUACGUCGCCUGAUAUAUCGAGGAGAGCGUGGGUUCAAGCCCGACGCCUGCUGCUGUAUAUUUGGAGUUUGUGUCUCUCUCGCCCCGUGGUAACGUAGAUUUUUUUUCCGUGCCCUCUGGUUUUUUCCCCCCGCCACUUUUAGAAUCUAACGUCACGCGUUUUCGAGUAUUUGGCCGCUGUUAUAAGGAGGCGGGGGGAAGUGGCGGGCGGUGGGCGUUGACUGUGAUCCAACAAAAUAAAGUAACGUAAACGCGAA
This is a messenger RNA of Lethenteron reissneri (Far Eastern brook lamprey), 2383 nucleotides long. It is a transcript of the gene CDC26, whose product is annotated as cell division cycle 26. Gene Ontology annotation, biological process: regulation of mitotic cell cycle; anaphase-promoting complex-dependent catabolic process; protein K11-linked ubiquitination. Lineage: Eukaryota; Metazoa; Chordata; Hyperoartia; Petromyzontiformes; Petromyzontidae. Gene Ontology annotation, cellular component: anaphase-promoting complex. The record is from RefSeq and is a predicted model, not a curated record.